CUCUAUUGUUUUUAAGUGUUGGUUUUCUAAUGGCGUCCAAUACAACUGAAAGUCAAGUGCGAGGACCAUCAGUUGGACCUACAUUGCAACAAAUUCUAAGACAAACCAAUAGAAUUGCAGCGAUGAAAGGAUUACCUGGUUUGGAAUCAGUUCUCGGAGUAAUGGGACCACUUGCCUUGGCUGCAAUGAUAUCCCUUCCAUUUGUUGCUCCUGCAGCCGCAGCCUUUUUACCUCUCGCAUCCAUCUCUGGAGCAUUUGGACGUAGGCGUAGACAUCUAGAUGAUCCAAGAGAAUCAUCUAUUCCUAAAGCCGAUGCUCUCAUCAGACGAAUUCAUGCAGCAGCAUUAAGAAGAAAUAACCAAUAAAAAAAUUUUUAGGAGUAAUUUUGAAAAGGGGAAUUUUUUUCAGAUGAUUAUCUUGCUACGAAAAUGACAACGUUUUUCAAUUUAGUUUUCUUCCAUUUAUGUGAUAAUUUUCUUUGUUGCUUCUGAUACUUGUAUGACUACAAUGUAAGCAUUAUUUGAAAGAAGAUGAAAAGUGUUAAGUAAAACUAAAAAUUAAUCAAUUGUUGAAGACAUACACAUAUUUCGAUACUUUAAACAAGAAUCAUCAUUUUGAUAAAAUCUUAUGUCUGAAAUGAUACAAUCUUACAAACAACAUAACAUGUACUAAAUUACAAUCUUGGCACUAACAUGUCUAGUGUGUCUUGAUACUGAAGAAAGUGAGGGCUAGUAAGCUAGUUUCAUUUGAAACCAUUACGUAGUUUUCUACGCUAUUUAUACAAGCAUGAAGAAAUCUUUCCUUUCUUUGAAAAAAUUACAGCGUUAUUUUAAAUUGUGUUCUUUCAAAAUAUGUUCUACGUUUGAAAACCUAAUUUUCAAUACCUGAUAUUUUCAUUUUAUGACGUUGCAAAGCUGAUUGCCAACCAACUUAUAAUGAAAACUAAAUGAUUUGCUGCAAUCUUGCUCAACAUUACAUUUUUAAAUUUCUUUUUUUUUUAACGCACUGUUAAUGAUUGAGAUUUUUCUCCUCACAAACGAAUAAGGAGAAUUAGGAGAACUUGCUACGCAACUGGUUAGACCUUUUUCCUCGCUUCCAAGUGUGAGGAUAAUAUUCACAACAGAAAAAAACAAUUGAAAACAAAACAACUAAGAAGCUAUUUUCAUCACCCAGUGCUAUUGUUGCGUGCGUCCCAGCCAUAAAAAUGAAAAAGAUACCUAUAUUAUUUAUUUUCAAUUAUAGAAAAUGAUAUUACAUUUUCAUUACUUGAAUUAAAAAAAUAAGUAAAUUCAUAUAAGGAUAUUUUCAAUAUUCUUUAGGCUAUCUUUUGAUAGCUUCUUGCUUGUUUACAUUACCAUUUGUGUUUCAUAAGAGUAAUCAUUAAUUAUGAUUACAAUGUUUAUAAUUCUAUUUAUUAAACAUAUACGUA
This is a messenger RNA of Parasteatoda tepidariorum (common house spider), 1429 nucleotides long. RefSeq lists its product as uncharacterized. Lineage: Eukaryota; Metazoa; Arthropoda; Arachnida; Araneae; Theridiidae. The record is from RefSeq and is a predicted model, not a curated record.